Alosa sapidissima (American shad) is the source of this 1508-nucleotide messenger RNA. RefSeq lists its product as uncharacterized. Bases 302 to 1078 code for a protein of 258 amino acids. The record is from RefSeq and is a predicted model, not a curated record. The transcript is spliced from 6 exons. Lineage: Eukaryota; Metazoa; Chordata; Actinopteri; Clupeiformes; Clupeidae.
UUAGACCCUCCAGUGGAGCCUGUAGCUUGACAGCGCAGAUGUGGUCUAGGUCGGCUUCCUCUGUGGAACUUCACGGACCUGUUUCCGAAUCCGUCAACAGGAUUAAGGGGAAUUCUCAGACUUGCAUGAUUCUUCUUAUUCAUAUGAUUUAAUCUACCGUGGUCUAAGACUGGAGCUAAAGAAGUCAAGCGGACGCUUUUAUCCAAAGUGACAUAACCAUGAGGAAUAACAUUCAAGCAACAUUGCAUAUUGCACAUAUUGUAAGGGGUUGCUGUCUGUGUCUCAGGAGGAGACAGAAGCCAUGGAUGUGCAUCCACAGGCAGAGGGGGCUGAGGUUGGACGGGAUCGGCCCAAGAGUGUGGACAAUCUUCAGAACCACUGUCUCCAGCAUGCCACAAAGGAAGCAGAGGAUGAGCGCAAAGAAGCUCCUCUCUCAGGCAGACCAGACCAGAGCAGCAGUAAUGAGUCUAUAACAGAUGUGGGCUGUACAAAUGAUGACACUCUCCUCCUUCCAAAUCAUAAACCCAUAAUCUCACAGACAGUAGACAAAGAUGAUCCGCACUUACAGAACCCUGUGGUAUCCAAUCAGCCGGUCGCUCAACCCCUCCAAGAGGGUGUGGCCAACGGAGCCCCACCCAUCUGUACCCCUCCAGCGGCCUCUGUUGUCCUGGUGAAGCCUGGUGCAGCGUCACCACAGAAGUGCAAUGGGCACAGCCUUCACCACCAUCACCCACACAAGAAGCGUCUGCCGUCCACCACCAAGAGCCAGCAGAGCUUCAAAACCAAUGCUGCCCAGAUCCAGGAGGUGGCUGGAGACGACUGCUGUGUCCACUGCGUGCUGGCGUGCCUUUUCUGCGAGCUGACGUCCCUGUGCUCCGUGUUUGCCCAGUGCCUGACGUGCGGCGGCCUGGGCUGCGAGGCGCUGUGCUGCUGCGGGGAGGCUGCCACCGGAGGCCUAGCCUGCGGCGAGGACGCCUGCUCAGCCCUGUUGGAUUGUGGGAUACUGGAGGACUGCUGCCAGUCCUCGGACUGUCUAGAGAUCUGUUUGGAAUGCUGUGCGAUCUGCUUCCCUGCCUAAACUCAGUGUUACAUGGUGGAAUUCAUUCCAAGGGCUAAGUACUAAGGAGUAACUGAGUAUUGUGGAAAAAUAGCAUUCUUUGGCAUGGCUCUCUUAUUUAUUUUAAUUUGUUUGAAUGUAGUUGAAAAACAGGGUUGAUUCAAAAGUAAUGUUAGACAGAGACUCUUUUUGUCCGAACUAAGCCCUAAAUGCCCCAAAUGUUCAUUUGAUGAACCCAUGAAUCCCACAGACAUGUAUGGUAUGUUUUAGAAAAUGUCAUACCAACGCUGAGAAGCACACAGAUGCCCAACUGGGCUGUUGAGAAUUAGUCACAUGAAAAUGAACCAAAAAGUAAUGGCAUCACAUGUGAUUGCUCAAAUUCUCCGCAUAUGUCCCUGUGAAUAUUUAUCUGCUGCAGAAAGUAGUAAAAAUGUAUUUUUGUCUUUUUGUA